CUAGGGUUUCAACUUUUAACUAAACCCCAGCACUCUAUCUCCUUCUAGAGUUUUCUUCCGGUUAUCGACUGGGCAAUAGCUGGGGAUUAUCCCUUCUUGCGGGAAGCUUUCAGUUUUUCAUAGCUUGUAAGUACCUCUUCUCCCUUAUCUCUCUUUGGUGUCGGCUUCGUUGGAUAGAAUUUUAAAGGUUCUGAAAGGUCACGGGCUUGCUGGUAGGACUCUGUUCGAUUUAAUAUUUGUUUGAAUAAUUGAUUGAGGCUCUGCCACUGCGUCUGCCUGAUUGGGCAGAACAGAGAUAGAAUUAUAUGGGGAAAUCCGGGGGUAGGAAAAAGAAGGGUGGUUCAAAUCAAGUUGUUGCUGAUAAUUCGGCUCCAAGUGCUAAUGGUGGUGUGGAUUUAGACUCUUCAGUCUUUCUGAAAAGAGCCCUUGAGCUCAAAGAAGAAGGGAACAAGAGAUUUCAAAACAAGGACUAUGCUGGUGCCCUUGGGCAGUAUGAGAAUGCUCUUCGGCUAACCCCCAAGACCCACCCUGAGAGAGCGGUCUUUCACAGCAACAGAGCGGCAUGCUUGAUGCAAAUGAAGCCCAUAGAUUACGAAACUGUGAUUGCUGAAUGCACCAUGGCAUUGCAGGUCCAGCCCCAUUACGUCCGGGCACUUCUUCGGAGGGCUCGGGCAUUUGAGGCUAUAGGGAAGUAUGAAAUGGCCAUGCAGGAUGUCCAAGGCUUACUGGCAUCUGACCCUAAUCAUCGGGAUGCUCUGGAGAUUGCCCAGAGACUGAGGACAGCACUAGGUCCUCGCCAGGAAGCCCAGCAGGAUCUUCAGAGUCGGCCAUCCCCUGCUGCUCUUGGUGCUUCUGCAGUCCGUGGGGCCCCUAUUGCUGGUUUAGGGCCAUGUUUACCGGCCAGGCCAGCGGCAAAGAAAGCGGCAAACGCAGCAGGUGGUUCAGUUGCCCCUGCUAACAGUAAGCCAGAGAAGUCCCAACCAACUUUAGUUACUGAAAAUGGUCCUGAGACCAAGCCGCAAAUGCCAAAAGUUGUAUUGAAGCCUUCAAAUGCUUCAGCAAGAUCACUGAACCCAAGAAAAGAAAACUACAAUGAACUGUCAUUGCAUUCAUCAAUUACUCAUGGACAGCAUUUAGAAUUUGCAAUUCAGUGGAGGCCAUUGAAACUUGUUUAUGAUCAUGACAUUAGGCUUGCCCGGAUGCCAGUGAAUUGCAAUUUUAGAACACUAAGAGAUAUAGUGAGUAAAAGAUUUCCAUCAUCUAAGUCAGUUCUGAUCAAGUAUAAGGAUAGCGAUGGUGAUUUGGUGACAAUAACUUCUACUGAGGAGCUUAGACUAGCAGAAUCUAGUGCAGAUAGCCAUCUUAUAAGAGAGCCUGAUGCAGAUAAAAGUGAUUCUGUUGGCACAUUGAGACUGCACAUUGUUGAAGUUAGUCCUGAGCAGGAGCCUCCUUUACCAGAAGAAGAGGAAGUAAAACCUGUUGAGAGUGAAGGCAUCAAGGGAGAUGAGAGUGGGUCACAUACUUCCCAAAGUGAAUGUGUCCUAGAGGCUCCAGAGACCGAGGUUGAUAAAAUGGGGAAAGAAGCUCCCAAAGAGAAACAAACAACUACAGAAGAUGCUGAAUGCAAGGAAGUGGAGAUGGAUGAUUGGUUGUUUGAAUUUGCUCAGCUUUUCCGCUCCCAUGUGGGCAUUGAUCCAGAUGCUCAUAUUGACUUGCAUGAGCUUGGGAUGGAGCUUUGUUCUGAGGCGCUUGAGGAAACAGUAACUAGCGAGGAGGCUCAAGAUCUCUUUGACAAAGCUGCUUCAAAGUUCCAGGAGGUAGCUGCUUUGGCAUUCUUCAAUUGGGGAAAUAUUCACAUGUGUGCAGCUAGAAAACGAAUUCCCUUAGACGAGUCAGGUGAGAAGGAAAAAGUGGCAGAGCAGCUUCAAGUGGCUUAUGAUUGGGUCAAGGAAAAAUAUUCGUUGGCAAGGAAGAAGUAUGAAGAAGCCCUUUUAAUAAAACCAGACUUCUAUGAGGGAUUGCUAGCUCUGGGACAGCAACAAUUUGAGAUGGCCAAACUUAAUUGGUCAUUUGCACUUGCUAAGAAGAUGGAUUUAUCAGCUUGGGAUUCUUCAGAGACACUUAAACUCUUUGACAGUGCAGAGGAGAAGAUGAAAGCUGCAACUGAUAUGUGGGAAAAGCUGGAAGAGCAGAGGGCAAAUGAGCUAAAAGAUCCUAAUGCAACCAAGAAAGAGGAACUACUGAGAAGAAGGAAAAAACAGGGAGCUGCUGCUGAAGGUGAGACCUCUGCGGUUGGUGGUCAUGGUGAUAUAUCUGCAGAAGAAGCUGCAGAGCAAGCAGCUGUCAUGAGAUCACAGAUUCACCUCUUCUGGGGGAAUAUGCUAUUUGAAAGAUCCCAAGUCGAAUGCAAAUUAGGGAUGGGUGGUUGGAAGAAAAAUUUGGAUACAGCGGUGGAGCGUUUUAAACUUGCAGGUGCUUCUGAGACUGACAUUUCCUUGGUUCUGAAGAAUCAUUGCUCUAAUGGGGAUGCAAAGGAAGAUGAGAAAAAGAUUCAGAACUCCCAACCCAACAAGACUGGUGAAACUGACAAGACCAGUGAGACCAGUCAUGUAUGACGUAUACGAGAUGGUUUUGAUAUAUCUUGUGUCUGCUCAUGGUGUCUGUCUCCAGUGAAGAAAAAUCUACUGAACUCGGACGGGAUUUAGAAUUCUUUUUUGAAUGGAAAUUGGAAAUUUUGGUUGCCUAAAUUAAACUAGAUAGCUUUGAUUUUUUUUCCCCUUUUAGUUUUGCUGUUUGCCGAAGUGCUAUGUAAUCUGAAGGAGAUGAUGAUUUCUUAACAUUAUGUGCGCUUAUAACGAGUUUUCAAUAAUCAAUAUUACACCCUAAGGAUCGGAGUUCUUUUUCCU
This is a messenger RNA of Neltuma alba, 2906 nucleotides long. RefSeq names its product protein CLMP1. Gene Ontology annotation, molecular function: protein binding. The record is from RefSeq and is a predicted model, not a curated record. The transcript has a single exon. Lineage: Eukaryota; Viridiplantae; Streptophyta; Magnoliopsida; Fabales; Fabaceae. Bases 306 to 2615 code for a protein of 769 amino acids.